Messenger RNA from Porites lobata, 6559 nucleotides. NCBI's taxonomy places the organism in Eukaryota, Metazoa, Cnidaria, Anthozoa, Scleractinia, Poritidae. The record is from the annotation of a GenBank genome assembly.
CAGGGUCAGAAUCAAUCUGGAAGUGGAGGACCAGGAGGAGAUAAAAAGGGAGACAAGGUAACAAAUUGCCAGUCAGACAAUUCUGUUAAGAACAUCUAUAGGCUGCACCAGAAGCAUAUAUCUGCCUUAGCUGCUGCCACCUGGUUAGCUCAGUUGGGAGAGUGCCGGUCUGCUGAGUGGGAGGUUGCAGGUUCAAACCCCGGCCAGACCAACACUCAGGGUCUUUAAAUAACUGAGGAGAAAGUGCUGUCUUUGUAUUGACAUCUGAAAACAGUUAGACAUUCUAGUCUUCUCGGAUAAGGACGAAAAACGGUAGGCCCUAUCUUACAGCACUUUUACUCGUCUGGUUCUUGUGGGAUGUAAAAGAACCCACCUGACUUUUCAAAAAGAGUAAGGGACACCAACCGCUGUGGUGUGGCCAACCUUUCCUGGGCUGGGUGGGUUAUCUGUAAGGAGAGAUCUUAGUAUGGGGAUAACCUCAUGAUCCUUCUUCAGGUGUCGUAAUGAUGACCUGUAAACAGUGUGUGUAUGUAUGUAUUUAUGUGUUAUUCAACUGAGUGACAAAGAAAACUGUGGACAGGUUAAGCUCUUGGCAAUUCAAACGUCACCUGGUAUAAAGUUCCAAGUCUUUUGGUAAAUAAAGGAAUAACUUAAUAAUGUACUGAGUUAAAUUUAUUUUUCAUCCAUGUACCCAUAUUUAUGUGCAAGAGAUUCCUGUUAUUAUACCUAAUAUAAACAUGACAUUGAAAUAAUUGAUAAUACUGUCUUCUGUAUGAUGAGAUUUAUAUGACUGUCUUAAGGGUUAAAAUCUAUCAUUGUUUAGGACAAGAAAAAAAAGUAUGAACCCCCAAUCCCAACCAGAGUAGGAAAGAAGCAGAAAAAAGCUAAAGGUCCUGAUGCUGCUAACAAGUUACCUCAAGGUGAGGAAAGAAGAACUGUUUACUGUCUCUUAACUCCUAGCUAAUCAUUACUCAUAGAUCAAUAUUAUCAUUAUUGAGACUGUGUUUUGUAGAUCUUCCUUUUGAGUCUGAAAUUAAAUGAAAUCCUAUUCAAACCUGAUCAAUACAGGCACUGAAGGGACCUUAGAAAGUGUCUGUAUUAAUAACAGGGUGUCCUUAUUAAGCAUUUCAUAUUAUUUAGGUGAAAAAACUCCAAAAAACUAAAGAAAUAAAAGAGGGCACUAGUAUCGUCAAAUUGAACAUUUCUAGUCUUCACAAAGCCGUCAUUCCGUGGCUUAAAUGCAUGGAAACACUCAAAGAUCACUCAUUUAGCUGCAUAACUUGUUUGAUACCAAAAAUUGACAUCCACAAAUGUUCAGUUGACAAUGAAGUGUCUGCAUUAGCAAGGUUGUCUUUCUAUGAGAAUCUGUUGAUUGGGCAUGAAAUAAGUGUCCGUUGUCCAUAUUAAUGGGUGUCUGCAUAGUGUGUAGAAUCAUUUUGAGAAAACUAUCCAAUAAGACAAACUAGUGGCCAUCUUGGAGAGGAUACUGUUGUAGAGAGAUUGCCAGUAAAAAAGGUUUGACUUUAUUAACCAGUCUUCUGUACCUGUUUAGUAACACCACACAGGAAUUGUAGGUUAAAGCUGCUAAAGUUGGAAAGAAUAAAAGAUUAUCUUUUGCUGGAAGAAGAAUUUAUCCAAAAUCAAGAAAGACUCAAACCCCAGGAGGAGAAGAAUGAGGUAUGAGUUAAGCAUUUUGCUUAGACAGCUGUAAGAAGUGUUUUUCAUCAAUUAUGGUAAAAACGUGUAGGAAAGCCAAAGAGAUGCUAUAUGGUAGCUUAAAGUUUUAAGCUUCUAAGAGACAGUGGCUGUAUGUUAUUGUAUCUGAAGGGUUUUGGAACAAGUUUGUGUAUGUAUGUGUCAACUCAUUCCCACAGUCUAAAAGCUGGAUUGCAUGUAAGUUAGGGUGUAUGCCGCAAAAAUUCUUAAUGUAAGUUUGCUGUAUGCAUUUGAUUGCAGGAGGAGAGGUCAAAGGUUGAUGACUUGAGAGGCACCCCAAUGUCAGUGGGAACUUUAGAAGAGAUAAUUGAUGAUAAUCAUGCCAUUGUGUCUACCUCUGUUGGCUCAGAACAUUAUGUCAGCAUCUUAUCAUUUGUUGACAAAGAUAUGCUUGAGCCUGGCUGCACUGUACUACUUAAUCACAAGGUUUGUUGACAAACAAUCAAGUUUUUGUUUUCUUUUAGAUGAAAUUAACCUUUGAAUGCAUUUUGAGAUUGUUAUAAGAGCACAACCACACCAUAAAUGUAGCUACUGUUGCUGCAGCCAGAUUUAAUUUGCUAAGAUUGACACUGUUGUGUGUUACUGGCACUGCCUGUCUUACAAGAGGUGUCCACUCUAUGGACAGUCAUGGUUACCUUAAGACAGGUAAUACUGAGACAAUAAACUACAGUAGAAGAUAGGUAGGACUGACAGGUUGGCCACAAUAAUUAUUACAAUAACAACAUUCAGCACACUUUUAUUAUGUUCAAGUUUAGCUAUGGCAAGUCAAACACCACUUUCCCAAAUUCUAUUUUGUCUGAUUUGUAUCGGUUUUGGUGCAUAAAGUCACAAGGAGAGUAAUGAUACAGAAGAAUGGCUUGGACUUAUUCUCCCUUUGGUCCAGAGAUGGAGGUGUCUUUAAAGCUAACUCUAUGUUAAAAAAAUAAAGUUGUUCUGUGCAUGUGUUGUCAGGUGCAUGCAGUAGUUGGUGUCCUGUCUGAUGACACAGAUCCCAUGGUGACUGUUAUGAAACUUGAAAAGGCUCCUCAAGAAUCAUAUGCUGACAUUGGGGGACUGGACCAACAGAUUCAAGAAAUCAAGGUAUACCUUAAUAAUUGCCAACGAGCAGCCUUGCGAACAUGGCGGCAGUGUAAUAAAGCCAUGCGCGAAAGUUCCAAGGCAGAAUGAAUCUCGAAUAGAUGUAACAUGUAGUAAUGUAAUGUUACAUUUAUGACGUAAUGCACAACAGAUAAUGCAUUGUUUUCAAUUGAACUUGUGGUACAGAACAGAGAAUCCCAUGCUCAUCCCAUAUCCCAACCAUCCUCAACCAAUCGUCGGCUGGAUUCAUUAGCAUCAUACGGGUAUAGGUAAAAUCUUUUCUCGUUGGCACUUAGUUAUAUGACUGUUUCUUAAAAAUUAUGUAUUUCCACAGUAGUGGAGAUAAUUAACCAGUUGAUGUAAUUUUACAUUUACAAAAGUGGAAAACUGACCCAAGUACUGACUUAAGUGUCCACCUUGGCUCUUAAUACAAACUGCUCCAAAUUGCGCUGGUUGUCAUCAUAAAAAAUAUUAGCUCUGUUGAACUGAAACAAAAGAAGGAGUACAUCCUUGAGUGCACGCAAAUGAGGCAUUGGGUUCAAUUAUAAUCCCAUUACUCUGUUGCUUCUUAGGAAUCUGUUGAACUUCCUCUAACACACCCAGAAUUGUACGAAGAGAUGGGAAUAAAGCCUCCUAAAGGAGUGAUUCUGUACGGUCCGCCCGGUACAGGUGAGUGACCCAAUCACACCUCCAUUCUAACUGCAUUAUUUUAGUGUCAGUGAGAUGAGUAAGAAUCAUUUGAAUGACAUGGUGAAGCAAAGAUGUGAUCAGCAAAACAACGAAUCAAGUGCAUAAGUUGCAUCAAGGUGAUUGAGACUAAAGAGACAAAACACUUGGUAGGUGAUGGACAGAGGAAAAGAAACCCGUCUAGAACUCCACAGCCAUACAUGUGUAAAAACAACAGUAUGCAAAUAUAUUGAGGACUAAUUAACCAAAACUUGAACAAAAAAAGGAACUUGAAGCAAAAAAAAUUAACAUUUGGGCAAGCUGAACUAGCAUUUACUAAAAAAACGAUUCAGCUGAAAAUUUUCUUCUGUUAGUGACUAAACCUGUGUAGGGCAAGUUUUUCACUAGGAUAGCAAAAUCCUGGGCUGUCGGACACUACUUUCUUUGCACGCUGGAACAUCAGAAAGGUACAAAAAUCCUCAGUAACUACACCUGUGUAGAUGCUUGUUAAUGGAUAUUCUGUGACUUUUUGUAGGAAAAACUCUGUUAGCGAAAGCAGUUGCAAACCAAACAGCUGCAACAUUUCUUCGUGUUGUUGGAUCAGAAUUGAUACAAAAAUAUUUGGUAAGAAAAGUAAUAAAUUAUGUUGUUUAUGGCCCCUGAAUGUAUUGAUGACUUUGUGUAGCUUAUGUUCUGUUCCAGGCUAGAAGGGUACAGUAUGUCAGCUGAUGAAGAGAGACAUUUCAAAGCAAUGAUUCUUCAUUAAGAAAACUAUCCUGGCCAAGCCUUAUCCCACAGAUUUGAAGCCCCAAAUAAAUCACUCGCUAUGUCUGACAUAGGCUAUGUGAAUUGCCUUGAAUGUACUCGCAGUAGUAAGGUCUUGUCUGCAGAUGAUCUUCACUAUGAACAGUAGAUCUAAUGUGUGUCAAUGUUUUCAUGUUUUUAGGGCGAUGGUCCAAAGUUGGUCAGGGAAAUGUUUAGAGUAGCAGAAGAGCAUGCACCAUCGAUAGUUUUCAUUGAUGAAAUUGAUGCCGUUGGAACAAAAAGGUAACAUGAAAAGCGAAGAAUAAUCUUUAGUUGUUUUGUUUUGCUACGGGAUGUUUUUUCUUCAAAUCCUGUGAAGAGAAAAUCCAGAGCUCUUAAACCAUCUUAACUUAAAAUGCUUUAUGGCUAACCCUGAUUAACCAAUAAAUUGUUUUUCAGGUAUGAGUCCAAUUCAGGAGGUGAGAGGGAAAUUCAGCGCACCAUGUUGGAACUUCUUAACCAGUUAGAUGGAUUUGACUCCAAGGGUGACGUCAAGGUACUUGUUAUCUUGCAGUGGCAUUAACUUACAGUGGCAACUUUUUAAGAUGCCAGAUGUGUUUAAAAUGAAGCCACAAAGUUUCUAACUUUAUUGGCUUUUGUAAAUGUUUUCAGGAUUGUAUUGAUUUUAAAUUUUGCCCUAUUAUUUUCUCAACCAAUCCUGUGAAUUGUUCUGGAAACCUUAUACCUCUGUGAAGGAACCACCUUUAGGAUAGGCAUGAAUGCAGUGCUGUAAUUUUCAUUGAGUUUUGUAACUAAUGUUUCAUGUGUUGUAUGAUUUAGAUAGGCAUCAUUCAACUUACUAAAUGCAAACAGAAUUUGAGACUGUUAGACUAACCCAUGUCACUCAGGUUAUCAUGGCAAACAGAAUUGGUAGACUGUCUUUACCUUUAAAAAUAAUUUAUUUUUGUAUGUCUUAAUAUUGAAAUAACAUUUUUGGCACAGCUUAGAAUAGUUUAUGAUGAAGAGAAAAUAUUAACAAUUUGGAUCUGUGUGAUGCAUUUGUUAUUCCGGAAGAUAUGUGUGGAACCCCACUGGCCAUUCUCUAGCAGAGCCCUGCUAAUGGUCCCUGUCAACUUACUUUUGCUUUUUUUUUUUCAAACAGAAAAUCUUAGGUUUUCCCCAAGGGCCCAAAAAUAAAAUUAAAAUGUAACCUAGUGAUAGUACAGCAAUAAACUGAAACAUCCAAGUACAUAAGUCAAACAGUGAAUUUCCAAUAAAAGGGGUGUCAGAUACUGAGGUGUUAGUUAUAAAGGAGUUUGUAAUACUGGUAUUUGAUCAUAGUUUACUUUUGCUUUUCACUACCCUUAAGGGCGCAUUGACAGGAAGAUUGAAUUCCCACUUCCUGAUGAAAAAACAAAGCGACGCAUAUUCACAAUUCACACCGGCCGGAUGACACUGUCUGAAGAUGUCAAUCUUGAAGAGUACGUCAUGGCUAAAGAUGACCUAUCAGGUGCAGACAUAAAGGUAAGCCAACCAAAUCAUAAAAACCAGACCUUGGUUUAACAAUGCCUGAGUCACUGGUGAGAUUUGUGGCUGCCGUGACCCCCCAUUAGCCCCAUGUGCCAUUUGGAUGCUCUGUUUUUUAUUAUAAGCCAAGCCAGGAGCUCAUUACCCUACUUAUGGGCUCCUAGCUUGGCUUUGCUAUCUUGGGGUCCAAACCUUUUGCCUCCCAUACUUAGCAUUCCUGGCUCCUGCCUCUUUUCUUCUUGGCAUCCUCCCCUACUUUGAUUGUGAAAUAUUAAACAGUGUUGCAUAUUUUCUCCCUAUUUCUCCCACUUUCCGCCGUUUUAGAACUCGCACCUCCCACCCUUUCCACCCCAUCAUCCCCCACUCCCUAGUUUCCCUUUCUACUAGCCCGUGUAUAGACUUCCCCCGCUCUUCCCUCAGGAAAAAUCGGAAAAAUCCGAUUUUUCCUCUGGGGAGGGGGGUUCUGCACAUGGGCUACCCUUCUACCACCUCCCAAUGUCUUUUGCUUAAUGUGAUGUUCCUCUGAAUUUCUGGGUAAAUGAAAAAGAACCUAGAAAUUAAUCAGGUUAGCGCUUGAAAACAAAACUGGACUUUUUUCUUUCUCGUUGUUAUUAAGGAUUAAAUAACAUUGUUUUACUUGUCAUUCUCUUAAAUAGACAUGGUGGAAGUAACCAUCUUUUUUUUACCAUUUUAGGCUAUCUGUACUGAGGCAGGUCUAAUGGCACUGCGUGAAAGAAGGAUGAAAGUCACCAAUGAAGAUUUCCGAAAGUCCAAGGAAAACGUUUUGUACAGAAAAAAUGAAGGCACGCCUGAAGGACUUUACCUUUGA